This is a messenger RNA of Ipomoea nil (Japanese morning glory), 2126 nucleotides long. Its product is annotated as WD repeat-containing protein 26-like. Gene Ontology annotation, molecular function: protein binding. Bases 255 to 2009 code for a protein of 584 amino acids. The transcript has 5 exons. The record is from RefSeq and is a predicted model, not a curated record. Lineage: Eukaryota; Viridiplantae; Streptophyta; Magnoliopsida; Solanales; Convolvulaceae.
CCGAAACCCAAGACUCAAUCCACUGCUUACUCCCUUGUCCAAUCUACUGUAAGCUUGCCGACAAAAUUACCUAUUCCCUUUCGUUUUACUGACUUUUGUUUCCCUUCUUUCUGCAGAUACUUUGAUCUCACUCCUCAAUCCUCAUAUCGCUAUCUGGGCAGAAAGUUUCUUUGGUUUGUUGGAGGAUUUGGGGUUACUAUUUGAUAAUUGUUUGUGUUCCAUUUUUAUUAUAUAUGGCCUGAGUUAUAUAUUUCAUGGGAGGUUUAGAGGACAGUGAACGACCUACAAAACGUGUAAAAGUGGCCUCUAGAGAAUCAGGAUGUCUUUUGAACGGAAUAUCUCCUACUGAGCCUGCAAGUUGCUCACCGAGCAACUCAAUGGCUCGGUCUCUAGCAUUUCAAGCAGACACUGAGGUUGUUGGUUCAAAGCGUGUUGUCAAGAAAGUUGAAUUUGUCCAAAUCAUAUCUGAAGCAUUAUAUUCUCUUGGGUAUAAGAGGAGUGGGGCAUGUCUGGAGGAAGAGUCUGGGAUACCUUUGCACUCCUCAAUUGUAAAAUCAUUUAUGCAGCAAAUCCUCAAUGGAAAAUGGGAUGAAAGUGUAGCCAGUUUGCAAAAAAUUGGUGUAGUAGAUAAAACAAUUAUAAAGUUGGCUUCUUUCUUAAUAUUUCAGCAGAAAUUUUUUGAACUUCUGGAUGGUGACAAUGUCAUGGGUGCGUUGAAGACAUUGAGGACUGAGAUAGCACCUCUAUACGUAAACCAUGAUCAGGUCCGCGAGCUUUCCUCCCAUAUCUUGUCUCGUUCACGACAGAAUCUUGCUGGCAUAUCAGGCCAGCAAAUUGUAAGGAUGAAAUCACGUUCAGAACUAUUAGAGGAAUUGCAGAAAUUGCUCCCCCCUUCUGUCAUGAUACCUGAAAAGAGGUUGGUGAAUCUUGUGGAACAGGCUCUUGACUUGCAACUAGUUGCUUGUAGGUUUCACAACUCUUUGGUGGGUGAAAUAUCGCUGUUCACUGACCACCAGUGUGGUAGAGAUCGAAUUCCUUCUCAGACCUUACAGAUCUUAGAGGAGCACAAUGAUGAAGUCUGGUUCUUGCAGUUCUCCCAUGAUGGAAAAUACCUGGCCUCGUCAUCUGCUGAUUGUUCUGUUAUUAUUUGGGAGGUCAAAGAAGACAGUCAAGUCCUUUUAAAGGAUCGGUUUUCUGGUCACCAGAAGCCUGUCUCGUAUAUUUCCUGGAGCCCCGAUAGCAACCAGAUUCUCACUUGUGGACUGGAGGAAGUUGUUAGGCAAUGGGAUGUUGCCUCUGGGGAAUGUGUUCAUGUUUAUGAAAAAGAUGGUGUUGGUCUGAUUUCGUGUGGAUGGUCUCCAGAUGGCCAAAGUAUAUUUUCCGGUGUUACUGACCAAAGUAUUAGCAUGUGGAGCCUAGAUGGGAAGGAGGUGAAAAGUUGGAAAGGGGAAAAGACUAUUAAGAUUCCGGAUAUUGGUAUAACAACUGACGGGAAGCAGAUUAUUUCUGUUUGUAAAGAUAACAUGAUUUCAUUAUUUAGACAGGAAUCAAAUACUGAGGAAUUAAUUGAGGAGGAUCAAGACAUAACCUCUUUCGUAUUAUCCAGGGACAAUAAGCACCUCUUGGUUAGUUUGCUUAACCAAGAAAUUCAUCUUUGGUAUAUAGGUGGACAUCCAAGGUGCAUAGCCAAAUUUAAAGGUCACAAACGCCUUCGCUUCGUUGUAAGGUCCUGUUUUGGUGGACUCAACCAAGCAUUCAUUGCUAGCGGAAGUGAGGACUCCCAGGUUUAUAUAUGGCACAAAAGCUCCGGGGAACUUGUUCGGACAUUGUGUGGACACUCUGGGACUGUCAACUCUGUGAGCUGGAACCCAGUAAACCCUCAUAUGCUAGCGUCUGCCAGUGAUGAUCGGACUAUUCGCAUAUGGGGGUUGAAUAGUGUAAACAUGAAGCAAAAUGGCUCGGUUAGUAAUGGCGUCCAUUAUUGCAAUGGCAGAGGGAGAAGUCUAUAACCUCUUGUUUUCCCAAUGGUUUCUUUUCCAUCCAAUGUCAAUUCAGCAUUUACAUUGAGCAAGAAUAUGAAAUGUGCAUUAACUUUUUUAAGUAAUAAAAUACCUUUGAAUCGGUCA